This is a messenger RNA of Salvia miltiorrhiza (redroot sage), 1193 nucleotides long. RefSeq lists its product as uncharacterized. The coding region runs from base 255 to 980 and encodes 241 amino acids. Lineage: Eukaryota; Viridiplantae; Streptophyta; Magnoliopsida; Lamiales; Lamiaceae. The record is from RefSeq and is a predicted model, not a curated record. Gene Ontology annotation, biological process: tRNA wobble uridine modification; protein histidyl modification to diphthamide. The transcript has 3 exons. Gene Ontology annotation, molecular function: metal ion binding. Gene Ontology annotation, cellular component: nucleus; cytosol.
AGCGAGCCAAUAUGGCUUCAACCAGGCAGUCAAACAAUAAAAGUAUUGUGGCCUAAAACGAAAUGCUGAUAACUUGACGAACAAAGUGAUAAUAUGUAGAUAGUUGAAGGACGGAACUGCUAUUCGACCCUUGAUUUCAAAAGUGGAGCAAGAAUCAUUCAGCAACAGUCAAUCAGUCCACAACCCCAAAAUCACAAUCUUACAUAACAAAUCACAGCUCAUCUAAUACAUUGAAACCAUUCGCCAUUCCGAAAAUGGCGAUUCCUAGGCGAUCGGUAGCUCUGCUCGUAGCUGUAUUCAGCAUAAUCUCGUUGGUCGAAUCUAGUAGCGACACGAACCGCGUGUUCUCGCCGUGCGGCGACGCGGCGGUGCAGAGGUCCGAUGGGUUCACCUUCGGCAUCGCCUUCUCGGCUAGAGACUCCUUCUUCUUCAACACCUCCGUUCAGCUGUCGCCGUGCGACCACCGCCUCGGGCUUGCCUCCACCGCUCAGCUCGCGGUUUUCCGCCCUAAAGUCGACGAGAUCUCGCUCCUCACCGUCAACACUUCCAACUUCUUUCCGGAUUCUGUAGGAGGUUAUAUGGUAGCAUUUGCUGGUCGAAAGUAUGCUGCAAGGUCCAUUCCUGCCUUUGUUGCAAAUACUUCAUACAUCGUGACCAGUUUCACUCUGGUUCACGAAUUUAAAAAGGGGAGGCUUCAAAACUUGUACUGGAAAAGAGAUGGCUGCGCUUCAUGCUCAGGCAAAUCGAACUUUGUCUGCCUCAACAACCAAGACUGUGCCAUCAGAACUAACAGCUGCAAGAACAGAGGGGGAGCUGUAGACUGCAGCAUCGGGAUACAAGUGGCGUUCUCUGGCACAGACAAGCACGAAUCAGUUUUCAACUCGUGGUACGAGGUUAAGAACCUCCGCCAGUAUUCUCUCUUCGGCCUCUAUUCCAAUCUCAGGGACUCUCUCACUAGUCAGUACAACAGUUUCUUCUAAUUGUGGUGCUUCACAUGCUUGUACAUUUUCUUGUUGUAAUUGUGCGUUUAGGCGUGUCGAUUGAACUUCCCGGCUCUUCUCCUCCGCGAGUGUGUGGUUGUAAAUCUAUUAUUUUCUUCUUCUGGGAAAAUUAUUUGUUUUGAUGAUCAUUCAAGAAUAUUAUUUGGGACUUGUAACAGUUUGAAGCAUUCUUCAUUCAUCUUGUUUAUUUAA